This is a messenger RNA of Podarcis muralis (Common wall lizard), 1818 nucleotides long. The record is from RefSeq and is a predicted model, not a curated record. NCBI's taxonomy places the organism in Eukaryota, Metazoa, Chordata, Lepidosauria, Squamata, Lacertidae.
GAGUGGCACGCUGGGAGGAAGAGCUCGCAAAAGGAUGGAGCCCCGUCUCUCCUGGAGGGAACAAAGGGGCGGCGGGGAAAGGUCGUCCUCUCCUGGGAGCGGAAGCGGGAGACUUUGAAUGGAUCAUCCUUAAAUUGAGAUGUUGAAGGGAUGCUGGCAGAAGGGGAACAAUCCGAAGUGUCACCGAAAGGAUCCAAAGAGCAGGUGGAGCAAAGGAAGCUGAGGGUUCAAGAUGGAGGCAGCUGGCAAGAGGGGAGAUGAAAGCAGAAGCCAGAGGGUAAAUCAGGUUCUGGUGUCUUUUGAGGAGGUGGCAGUAUAUUUCACCCAGGAAGAGUGGGCGCUCCUGGGUCCAGCUCAGAAGGCUCUCUACAGGGAAGUCCUGCUGGAGAAUUAUGAGGAAUUGGCUUCUCUGGAAGGGCCUCUGUUUCCUCAACCUCCCCUCAUCUCCUGGUUGGAAGAGGAGGAAGAGGAGUUCGUCCAGAAGAAAGAAGCAGGUAGUCGAAAAUGCCGCAGGUCCUCUCCUCUUUGGGAUGAAGUGGAAGGAAUGGCCAUCCCUUCAGCUCAGAGUUUGGUGUCCUUUGAGGAGGUGGCUGUGUACUUCACCAGAAUCGAGUGGGCUUUGCUGAAUUCAGGCCAACAAGAACUCUACAAAGAUGUCAUGCUGGAUAAUUACAGGAACUUGGCCUCUCUGGAAGGGCCACUGAUGCCCCAUUCGGACCUCAUCUCCUGGCUUGAAGAAAAGGAAGAGUGGUUGGGCCAGAAAAGAGAGGCAGAUGGGCUUCUGAUGCUCCAAUCAGACCUCAUCUCCUGGCCUGAAGAAAAGGAAGAACUGCUGGUCCAGAAGGAAGUGGCAGAAGGGCCUCUGGUGUCCCAAUUAGACCUCACCUGGUUUGAAGAAAAAGAAGAGUUGUUGGUUCAGAAGAAAAGGACAGGUGAUGGACAGGACAAUGAGAAUUACCAGGCGCCAUAUAUAGCGUUGGCAGAAACAACCACACGUGAUACGGGGAAAGAAAUGUUUGGAAAUCAAAGAGAAAGGCACAAGGCAAACCGAUCAAAGCCUAGGCAGAAGAGGCAAUCUGCUUCCCAGAGGGCUGAGGUCCAUGAACUCCUGAUCCCUCCAGAAGACUGUAAAGAUAAUAAGAAUAUUACGUGUCCAGUGUGUGAGAAAAUAUUCCAGUAUAGAUCACAGUUAAAUACACAUAGCAGAAGUCACACAGGGGAGAAAACCGUACAAAUGCACAGAGUGUGGGAAGCGCUUCAGUACAAGCAGUUCCCUUACUGCACAUGGAAGAACCCACACAGGAGAGAAACCGUAUAAAUGCAUGGAGUGCGGAAAGAGCUUCAGCCAAAGAGGAAGUCUUAUUGCCCAUCAAAGAACCCAUACAGGGGAGAAGCCAUAUAAAUGCAUGGAGUGUGGAAAGAGUUUCAGUCAACUUGGACAUCUUAUUUCCCAUCAGAUAAUCCAUAAAGGGGAGAAACACUGUAACUCCGGACAGGUGGACUGUGGAAAGGGCCUCCAUGAUAGCAUAACCUUUACUGAACAUCAGAGAACCCGCACAGGGGAGAAGCAGUAUAAAUGUCUGGAGUGUGGGAAAAGCUUUGAUAUGAGAGGAACCCUUGCCAAACAUCAAAGAAUCCACACAGGGGAGAAACCAUAUAAAUGCAUGGAGUGCGGAAAGAGCUUCCGGGCUAGCUGGACCCUUUGUAUACAUAAGCGAAUCCACACAGGGGAGAAACCAUAUAAAUGCUUGAACUGCGGAAAGAGCUUCCGGGAUGGCGGAACCCUUGCCAAACAUCAAAGGAUCCACAAAGCGGAGG